Messenger RNA from Myxocyprinus asiaticus (Chinese sucker), 1332 nucleotides. RefSeq names its product claudin-4-like. NCBI's taxonomy places the organism in Eukaryota, Metazoa, Chordata, Actinopteri, Cypriniformes, Catostomidae. Gene Ontology annotation, biological process: cell adhesion; bicellular tight junction assembly. Gene Ontology annotation, cellular component: bicellular tight junction; plasma membrane. The record is from RefSeq and is a predicted model, not a curated record. Gene Ontology annotation, molecular function: structural molecule activity. Bases 9 to 761 code for a protein of 250 amino acids. The transcript has a single exon.
GCUACAACAUGGGGAGGAUUGCUAAAGAAGUGUCCGGACAGACCCUAUGCUUCAUUGGUUUUGUUGGCAUAUGCAUCUGUUGUGGCAUUCCCAUGUGGCGUGUCACUUCCUACAUUGGUGCCAACAUUGUUACAGGUCAGAUCGUCUGGGACGGCUUGUGGAUGAACUGCGUCAUGCAGAGCACGGGACAGAUGCAGUGUAAAGUUCAAGACUCAAUCAUGCGACUGACCCAGGACUUGCAAGCGGCACGAGCGCUGAUCAUCAUCGCAAUAGUGAUCGGCAUCGUUGGGGUGCUUUUGACAUUUGUUGGGGGGCAGUGCAGUAGUUGCCUGAAGAGGGAAUCCUCCAUGGCCAAAGUGCUGAUCCUGGGUGGCAUCCUCUGCAUCAUAGCUGGAGUAAUCUGUCUUAUCCCAACUGCGUGGUCCGCAAGCUAUACCAUUUCCGAUUUCCAGAACGUUCUCACCAUCGAGACCCAGAAGAGAGAGCUUGGAGCAUCCAUAUACAUUGGCUGGGGCGCCUCAGGGUGUCUUAUGUUGGGAGGGAUCAUUCUGUGUACUUCCUGUCCACCAACAGAAGAUAUGUACCCAAAUUACCCAGGCAUGUACCCCUACCAAGGGCCUAUGUAUGGGCCUCCUGGAUCUUAUAUGCCUCCCAAAACAUACGCACCUAGUGUUGUAUACACUGGAACAGGGACAUAUGUUCCUAACAAACCUUAUCCAGCACCGGCUGCUUACUCAGCUGUUCCAGGACAAUAUCUUUAACAAACUGACCAAUGUUUUGGACUGAUACCAUACUGCUUCCAAACUUAUUUUGAAUGAAAUCUGGAUUUACAUCAGUGCUUUGUUUUGUAAAAUGUAUACACCCAACAGUGAUAUCUUAUUCUUUGCUUGCCUUUGAAUAGAGAUGAUUUUGUUUGUUCUCUUUUCCUAUCAUACAAGUUGCUCUAAUCCAAUGUAUAUAGUGAUUAGGUGAUUUGUGUGUGUGUGUACAGUUGUGGUCUUCACUUUCUGCUCAUCAAGCUUCUUUGAUGGAAAUUAAUUUAAAAAAAAAAAAAAAAAACAUGAAAUAUAUGUUCAUAUGUGGUUAUAUAAGAUCACAUUCUUGUAUACUGUAUAUAUGCAACAUAUAUGUUAAAUAUAUUUUGUAGUAUUUUAAAAAAUAUUUUCCACAAGAAAAACUAGUCAGAUUUGAAUAUGUACAUACAGUAUAUGCUCAACCAUAUGAACUUUAUACUUUAUACAAUAUAUCAGAUUUCUGUAUUGAGAAUGUAACAUUGAUUAUUGCACCACAGAAGGGGAAUAUUUUGUCAAUAAAUAUCUCUCUCUCUAUUUU